Messenger RNA from Micromonas pusilla CCMP1545, 294 nucleotides. RefSeq lists its product as uncharacterized. Bases 1 to 294 code for a protein of 97 amino acids. Lineage: Eukaryota; Viridiplantae; Chlorophyta; Mamiellophyceae; Mamiellales; Mamiellaceae. Gene Ontology annotation, cellular component: dolichol-phosphate-mannose synthase complex; endoplasmic reticulum membrane. The transcript has a single exon. The record is from RefSeq and is a predicted model, not a curated record. Gene Ontology annotation, biological process: GPI anchor biosynthetic process.
AUGGCGAGGCGAUUGUUCACCCUGGGCGCGCCCGUCGUCGCGUUCCUCGCGGUCUGGGUGUACCUCCUCAGGAUCGGGUUGCCGCCGGCACAACACAGCGUCGUCCUACUCCUGCCGCUCUGGGCGUUGGUGUCGUUCGCGCUGUACUCUCUCGCGGUCAUCGGAUGGAGCUUAGCGCACUUCCCAACGUGCGCGAAGGACGCGGAAAUUUUGCAGCGAGAGAUGGGAGUGGCGCAACGCGAGCUGUGCGCGAAGGGAAUACUCCGCGCGGACGAAUUCGAGGACGCGGAGUGA